Molecule: messenger RNA, 2485 nt
Organism: Branchiostoma floridae (Florida lancelet)
Lineage: Eukaryota; Metazoa; Chordata; Leptocardii; Amphioxiformes; Branchiostomatidae
Exons: 2
Coding region: 3-1892 (629 amino acids)
Biological process (GO): regulation of apoptotic process
Source: RefSeq, a predicted model, not a curated record
CCAUGCUGUGUGCAAAGAUCAUGGAGCAUCUACCAAAGUGGUGCAAGAGUAAAACCCAGAAGUGCCCCGUGAUGAUGUGGCCUGACUACCUGAGUGAAGUCAAGGAGCUUGACAGAUUUGUGACCGAGGACUUCCUCAAGAAAUCUUCAAGAUUCUUGCACCACCUGGCAGAGAUUCUGUUCAUCACUCCGGCCACUUCUGACCCCAUCAUUGUCCUGAAGCCCAACUGGCUCGGCACAGACGUCUUCGGUCGAGUCAUGGCGCCAGACUUCUUUGAAAACCACCUAAACAGAACAAGUGACGACUACGUUACCAGGGAGGAGCUGCAGCGUGUGUUCCAUGACGUUGCUGACGUUGAUCUUGUGAUCACCCUGCUGCAAGAGUUCCAGCUCUGCCACACCUUUGACGAAGAGACCUACAUCAUCCCAGGGCUGCUGACACAAACCAUGCCUGACGAGGUGUGGCAACCACCAGCAGAACCAAAGGUAGUCUACUUUGGGAAGCAAGUCCAGUGUACCGACUCUACUGAUAUGUUUUCCUCUGCCUUCUUUCCCCAAGUGCAGACCUGCCUGAUGAGGGAGCUUGAGAAUCGCCCGUCACUGUGGAGAGAUGGCGCCACGUGUGCGGGCAAGAACGUGGAAGGUCUGAUCAAACUCUCUCCGGACAGCCGAGCAGUCAACAUCUGUGUCCGGAGUGUGCAGGGUGACAAGGUGCAGUGCGGCAAGAUGCUGCAGCAGCUGGAGAACAUCAUCGCUGAUGUGCUCUAUGAGUGCAGUCCAGGAACAGGCACAGUAGAGAAUAUACUCAGCGCGCGUGCACUAAGAGAACACAGGGAGGAAUUCUACUCCUAUGGCAAGGAGGAGAUCAGCAAGGCAACAGCAGAGAGCGGUACAGUUGUCCAUCCAGUACUUCAGUUCACUGAACAGAUCAAUGACCUGCUGUGUUCAGAGGAUGGAGACCCAGACACCGAGGACACAAAGGCUUCCCAGCCAUCGCCAUGGGAAGUUGACACCCGUGAACAAGACAUUAUGCCAUCACAGCUGACCGAUGAGCCACAGGAUAGGGAACGCCUUGCCACCAGGACCUUCCCAAAGCUGGUCCAGGCUCGUGCUCGACAGGAUACCGAGGAGACUAAGGUAUUCCAGGCAGUCCAAAGUGCAGAUGACGCCUGGGAACAAGGAACGACGAUGCCACCACAGCUGGCCGAUGCGCUACAGGAUAGGGAGGACCAGGCCACGAGGAACUCUCCAGAGUUGGUCCAGGACUCUGUAGAAACGAAAGUGUUCAAGCCAGUCCAGACUGAAGUUGACCUUCUUUCAACAGACAUGCUGAUGGCAACACUGAGCAUCGAUGAGCCACAGGAUAUGGAGGACCCGCUGGUCAAGAACCGCUCACAACUGGUCAUGGCUUUGCGGAAUGUAGAGCCAAUCCUGGACCAUCUACAGGAAAGCGACAUCCUAACUAUGGAGGAGUGUGACGUCAUCAGGGCCAAAAGUACACCCCAGGACCGCACACGCGCGAUGUUGGCCAUUCUGGACACAAAGGGAGAAUAUGCAAACCAGACGUUCCAGGCAGUCCUGAGGAAGGUUGAUCCCCUUGCAGCUGACAUGCUGAUGGGUACAGAUCAGACCGAGGAUAGGGAAGACCAUCUGCACAGACGUCGCUCUAAGCUGGUGCAUGCAAUAAGGGACGUGGAACCACUUUUGGACCACCUACAGACACGUGACGUUCUCAGCACGGAGGAUUGUGACAUCAUCAGGAGCAAGCCCACACCUCAGGAACGCGCACGCGCACUGCUGGACACUGUGAGAGUAAAAGGAGCAAAUGCACGUCAGGUGUUGAAGGCCGUCCUAGGAGAGGUGUACCCGGAUGCCUUAGAAGUCAUGGCUUAAGCUUGUCCUAGCACAUUUAGUGCAAAGUUGCAAUUGGUUAACAGCAAUAAUCUGAUAAAUGCAUAUGGCAAACAGAUAAAAUGUAACGUUGACAUUUAGAACAUACUAAACGCCUAAUGUUUUAUACUUCAAUGAAAGAACCCUACCACACAACAUCUUUCCAGACAUUGUACAACUUGCUGUAAUUUUGUAACUGUUGUGGCAUGGUUUUAACUUUGUGUAGGUUGGUUACAACUAAUUCAAUGUACAUAACAAAGUCUAUGUAUGUAAUUAAGAAACAGGUAGUUUGCUUUCUAUAAGUUUGUGGAAAGAAAAUCUGAACUGUAGUGGGUAAAUGGAGAAACGAGUUACAUGACAAAUUUCACAAAGCAUUCUGAACUGUGCCUUUUGUAAUUAUAAAUGCGUUUUGGUUUUAUACUGUACAUACCUAAAGACUAGACACUUGAGGAUAAAAAAAUCAACAAAGAUAAUAUCCAUUCAAUAUUACAAUAUUAUCCUGUGAGCAACGAUUAUACAUGAUAAUCAGUGUCCGUGUAUAUAUUCAAAAAGAUGUGAAGCAAUGGUAUUGGAUAUAAUAAAAUGUGCCAUUGAAA